Messenger RNA from Coregonus clupeaformis (lake whitefish), 1426 nucleotides. Its product is annotated as serine/arginine-rich splicing factor 10. The record is from RefSeq and is a predicted model, not a curated record. Lineage: Eukaryota; Metazoa; Chordata; Actinopteri; Salmoniformes; Salmonidae. Bases 134 to 883 code for a protein of 249 amino acids. The transcript has 6 exons. Gene Ontology annotation, molecular function: RNA binding.
ACCCUGCGCGUUAGCCUCUGUUUGCCGACAGAUGAGACCGCCUCGCUGCUUUUUGCUACAGCUAGAAGAAGUCGUAUAAUUUAUUGAUAUUAAAUUAUAUCAGAAAUUUCAACCGGAGCAAUAAUAUUUUACAAUGGCUAGGUACAUGAGGCCCCCUAACCCCUCACUCUUCAUUAGAAACAUCUCCGACGAAUCCAGGCCAGAGGAACUACGCCGUGAAUUUGGUCGUUAUGGGCCUAUUGUAGAUGUCUACAUUCCACUUGACUUCUCUACAAGGCGACCAAGAGGAUUUGCUUACAUUCAAUUCGAGGACGUGCGAGAUGCAGAGGAUGCCCUCCACAACCUGGACCGCAAAUGGGUGUGUGGCCGACAGAUCGAGAUCCAGUUUGCACAGGGUGACCGAAAAACCCCCAACCAGAUGAAGACGAAGGAGAGCUCUCCUCGCAGAGGGUCCCGCAGCAGCUCCUUCUCCCGCUACGACGACUACGAACGCGGUGAUGGCCGACGCAGACGCUCUCGCAGUCGCAGCUACGAAAGGCGCCGGUCACGCAGCCCUUCCUGCGACCGCCGUCCUCGGAGGUCGGAGAGCCCUAGAGACUCUCGAUCAUAUGGCAGGCACAGGCGAAGCAGAAGCCAUGAGAAUGACAGGUACAGGGGCCCUCCACGUGAACACAACAGGAUGCACCAUGCACCCCUGUCUCGUAACCGCUCCGCCUCCCACUCCCCCUCUCCUCCCAGAUCCAGGCCCAAAGACACAAAGUCCCAGUCCAAAUCACCCAGCCCCGUCAAGGACUUCCACCCCUCUUCUGGCACCCAGAAACAGGCCUGUGGACGCUCCUACUCCAGAUCCUUGUCCCGAUCGCGCUCUCACUCCAGAUCCUAGGACCUCACACCCUCAAACCCUGUUACUCUGUCGCUAAAUAUGUUUAUUUUCAACACUAUAACAUAUGAAUAUGGAGGCUAGUGAGUGGUUAUUACACAAUACCACCUCAGUUCAUUAGUUGAGUUAUCAUGAUAUCUCUGGGCUGAUGCCAUACAACAGGAGAGCUGGUUGUCCCUACAGAUGGAUAGUAAUUGUUAAUGUUAGUUCAGUUUCAUUUACCUCUGAAGAACAUUGUCUGUUUAAUUUACCUUCAUAUUGGUUUAAUUCUAUUAAUUGAACCCAAUGGAAUUAAGUUCAGCACAUUAGAAUUGGUCAACUGUAUAAAAUAUGAAGGUACUGCUUUUUUGGGGCUAACAGGUAUUCUUCACCUCUGGCUACAGAACAGGUUGAGAGUGCAAAAAGACGAAGUUAUAAAUCUGGAGUUUGCAGUGAUAUCUAGUCAAGUUUACUGUUAUUAUUUUUUUUACAUUUGAUGUAGCUAAAAUGUCCAGCAUUUUUUUUUUUUUUGAUCAAUUGUUUUUAUUAAAUAUCCUGUAUUAUUGA